AUGUAUUUUUGCGUAAAUGACUUACAAAAUAAUGAAUGUAAAGAAUACUUUACCGAACCGCAAAUCGUCGGUACUUACUGUUUCGAUGGUAACAGAUGUUAUCACAGCGAUUUGUCGCAAUUGAAGUAUUAUAAAGAACCAAGAAAUCUGAAUAAUGUUGACUUUAAUCUUGAUGACAAUUUAAAUACAAUUCAGAAACUGGACAAUAUAAAUAAAAAGAUAGAUUACUUAUUGAAAUGGAUCUCAGAGAAUUUUAAUCACCUUCAAAUGGAACGUUCGAAGAAUAGAAGAUGGUUAGAACCGGAAUUUGUUUGCUAUCGCGGCGUGUUAAGUAAUUUACUUGCCACACCAUUUGACAGCAGAGAUGGAUGGAUAAUAUGCGCGUCAAAAUUUAAAGGCACUAUAUAUUUAUGUGGUUUCGAUACAGAUAAAAAGAAACGAUAUGAAAUAAAUAAAAAUGAAUUUCACAAAAGAUGUACUUCUUGGGGCUAUAAAUUUGAACAGUAUUUGGUAUCAGAUAGUCCUUCUGAAAAUCCAGAUCUAUCUAAACCAUUAAAUCAAAAUGAAGAAUUUUGUUGUGUUUUUAAGUCUAGACUUGGCAACAACAUUUUACUUUAUGGUGCUGAAGUGGAUGCCGUUUGUUCUGAGCAUCCAAUACAAGAUACAUUAAUAGGAAAAAAAGUUGAACUUGUAGAAAUGAAAACAAUGCAUCAUAAUGCUCUUAAUCUAUACAAGAAUAGUAUUGCCAGUUACAGAGCACAUAGAACACUUAAAUGGUGGGUCCAAAGUUAUUUAGUGGGUAUAGACAAAAUUAUAUGUGGUUUAAGGGAUAAUAAUGGUAUUGUCCAUUCUAUACAGAAAUUUAAUCUCAACAAAUUAGUAAAGGAUUCAAAGCAUGACUGGAAUCCUGAAGGAUGUACAAGUUUUUGUACAGGGCUUUUAGAACGUAUGAAAGCAGUAAUUUCUCAAAAUUAUGAUAAAUGUCUGUAUAAAUUUACGUAUAUACCAGGAAAAAAUACAAUUACAGUUGAAGAAUUAAAACCUACUCCUGAUUUGGAAUAUGUAUUUCUACAUCCUUGGUAUAUUACUAAAGCAAAUCAAUAUUUUGAGAAAUAA
Messenger RNA from Dufourea novaeangliae, 1116 nucleotides. Its product is annotated as decapping and exoribonuclease protein-like. Gene Ontology annotation, cellular component: cytosol; nucleus. The record is from RefSeq and is a predicted model, not a curated record. The transcript is spliced from 4 exons. Gene Ontology annotation, molecular function: mRNA 5'-diphosphatase activity. Gene Ontology annotation, biological process: nuclear-transcribed mRNA catabolic process; NAD-cap decapping. Bases 1 to 1116 code for a protein of 371 amino acids. Lineage: Eukaryota; Metazoa; Arthropoda; Insecta; Hymenoptera; Halictidae.